Messenger RNA from Abrus precatorius (Indian licorice), 572 nucleotides. RefSeq names its product 60S ribosomal protein L35a-3-like. The transcript has 5 exons. Gene Ontology annotation, molecular function: structural constituent of ribosome. Gene Ontology annotation, biological process: ribosomal large subunit biogenesis; cytoplasmic translation. NCBI's taxonomy places the organism in Eukaryota, Viridiplantae, Streptophyta, Magnoliopsida, Fabales, Fabaceae. Bases 50 to 388 code for a protein of 112 amino acids. The record is from RefSeq and is a predicted model, not a curated record. Gene Ontology annotation, cellular component: cytosolic large ribosomal subunit; ribosome.
GCUUCCGCCGAGCUGAGGAGAAGGAGGAGGAGACUCAAAGCACAGCAAAAUGGUUAAGGGAAGACAAGGAGAGCGUGUCAGACUUUACGUCAGAGGUUCAAUUCUUGGAUACAAGAGGUCCAAGUCAAAUCAAUACCCAAACACCUCUCUUAUUCAGAUUGAGGGGGUAAACUCAAAGGAAGAGGUUGGGUGGUACUGUGGGAAGCGCAUGGCGUAUAUUUAUAAGGCAAAGGUAAAGAAGAAUGGAAGCCACUAUCGCUGCAUUUGGGGUAAGGUUGCCAGGCCUCAUGGUAACAGCGGUAUUGUGCGUGCUAAGUUCAAGUCCAAUCUACCACCUAGAUCAAUGGGAGCAAGGGUAAGAGUCUUUAUGUAUCCAAGCAAUAUAUGAGAUUGUUAGGACCUGUUGGUGCGUAGGGUUUAUCCGGCGAGUAGAAGGAAGUUGCAUUAUGCGAAUUAAAAUUUUGUGCCUUGUGUAACUCUUACUGGUAUAUCCUUGUUUAGGAUAUGGUGAAUGAACCUCAUGUUUUUCCUUCGUUCUCAUUCUUGUGGUUAUUUAAUGGGGAUUGAGUCUC